AUGGCUUGCAUGUACGACAAAUGGUUUUUGAUAAUGGCACGCGAGGUUACAGACCAAGCAGAAGCGUCGGACACAAGAGGAACUCUAAUAGAAAAGGGGAGAAUCGGGAACAAGGUCAACGAAAAGUACGGUCCAGGCGAGCUAGAUGACAGAAUUUUCCUAGAUAGACGCAAGGCACCGAAGGGGAUGAGAUGGAAGGGGAAAAGAGGUAAAGAAAUGUGGAAACAGGUGGGGAGGCGACGUUUUGGCAAGACCGUGUAUGUGUUGUAG
This is a messenger RNA of Sporothrix schenckii 1099-18, 270 nucleotides long. RefSeq lists its product as uncharacterized. The transcript has 3 exons. The record is from RefSeq and is a predicted model, not a curated record. NCBI's taxonomy places the organism in Eukaryota, Fungi, Ascomycota, Sordariomycetes, Ophiostomatales, Ophiostomataceae. Bases 1 to 270 code for a protein of 89 amino acids.